AUGUUGCGAGUGAAGGAAUCUAUACGCGAGCUGCUUUUGGAUAUACAGCGUGAAGAGUACGAUGCGGUCGAACAAUUCAACGAACAGCUUAACAAAUUGAUGGUACAGCUAAAUGGCACGUUAUCCGAGCUUGCCGACAAACGAAGAGAAGUGCUCACAGAUACCAAUCUCCUAAAGGCAACCGUGAAAACAAAAUUGACCAACGUGGAACGCCGACUCGCUGAAAUGUCCUUGUACGAACUACCAGGAAUUAUACGACCCGUAGAUGAACGAUAUCAGCAGCAUGGUACUCCUGUUUGGCCUAAUUUUUGGUUAUAUGCCUUGCUUGGCUGCGUCGUUACAAGAAAACGACUAUCGAGCUUGGACAGGCAUAUGUUUGGAUUCUUGCGUGACAUCAGGUGUAACCCAAUCGAGGGAGAUGACAUUCUAGAUUCCUUCGAAAUUGAGUUCCAUUUCGCCGACAACCCCUUCUUCCUGAACAAGUCACUUAAACGUCGGUUCCGGCUUAACGAGUAUGAAGAGGAACCUUCCGCAACUCCGAUAGAAUGGAAGGACACUGCGGAGAAUCUCGCGGACGAGGUUUCUUCUUUUAUUUCGGAUUUCGACGGGGACAAUUGCGGGGGAGGCACUGCUUCGUGCGGGAGCUUCUUGGACUUCUUUCAGCCGUUCAAGGAUGAGCCUAACGACAUCAAAAUAGCUAUUACAAUCAGAGAACGGAUAGCCCGAGACCCUCUCAAGUACGCAAUGCGAUACGAAAGUGCCAGGAAAGGGGAAGAAGUUGAGUACACCGAUACCGAGGAAGAAGAGGCACCCAACCAUGGUGACGUGGGCGCCAGGUACCCGUUUUCAUGGUUGUUCUGA
Molecule: messenger RNA, 861 nt
Organism: Babesia sp. Xinjiang
Lineage: Eukaryota; Apicomplexa; Aconoidasida; Piroplasmida; Babesiidae
Exons: 3
Coding region: 1-861 (286 amino acids)
Biological process (GO): nucleosome assembly
Cellular component (GO): chromatin; nucleus
Molecular function (GO): chromatin binding; histone binding
Source: RefSeq, a predicted model, not a curated record